AUGUUUAGUGGUGGUCGGGCCUGCAUCUAUCUAUUUGAACCACCUAUCUAUCUAUCUAUCUAUCUAUCUAUUGCAAUGUAUUCAUAUCUAUCUAUCUAUCGCAAUAUAUUCAUAUCUAUCUAUCUAUCUAUCGCAAUAUAUUCAUAUCUAUCUAUCUAUCUAUCUAUCUAUUGCAAUUUUUUCAUUAUGUAUCUAUUGAAAUCUGUUCAUAUCUAUCUAUCUAUCUAUCUAUCGAUCGAUUGCAAUUUUUUCAUUAUGUAUCUAUUGAAAUCUGUUUAUAUCUAUCUAUCUAUCUAUCUAUCUAUCUAUCUAUCUAUCUCAAUUUGUUCAUUAUCUAUCUAUCUAUCUAUCUAUCUAUCUAUCUAUCUAUCUUUCGCAAUAUAUUUAUAUUUAUCUACCUAUAUAUCUAUCUAUUGCAAUUUUUUCAUUAUGUAUCUAUUGAAAUCUGUUUAUAUCUAUCUAUCUAUCUAUCUAUCUAUCUAUCUAUCUAUCUAUCUCAAUUUGUUCUUUAUCUAUCUCUCUCUCUCUAUCUAUCUAUCUAUCUAUCUAUCUAUUGCAAUGCUCAGCCAAAAUAUGCCCUUUGAAAAAAUACACACACACAUGCACACACAUACCUAUCUUUCUAUUUAUCUAUCUAUUGUAAUACGUUCAUAUUUACGUCUGUUCAUAUCUAUCUAUCUAUCCAUCUAUCUAUCUAUCUAUCUAUCUAUCUAUCUAUCUAUCUAUUGCAAUAUGUUCAUAUCCAUCUCUGUUCAUAUCUGUUUAUAA
Molecule: messenger RNA, 768 nt
Organism: Acanthosepion pharaonis
Lineage: Eukaryota; Metazoa; Mollusca; Cephalopoda; Sepiida; Sepiidae
Source: the annotation of a GenBank genome assembly